ACAUUUAUAUUGUUCUUAGCUUAUUUACUGUCAGUGUGAACUCCCUCAAUGCACAUCGAUAGGCACAGUGAAGUCAUCCAAUGUUAUCGAACCAGUUCAGUUCAGUUCCCAGAACAACAUAAAAGAACGCAAACAAUAACAACAUAAAAACACAUAAAAUGCCAAGUGCGCGGGUGAAUCAUCGUUGAGCAACAAUUAGAAUUGAUUAACACAUGAUCGCGCCGCGUUAUUAGCAGCGGCAACAACAACUGGGGCAGACGCGAACAGCGAAAACGAUGUCGGCAAAUGCAGAUGCGAUUCUCGCUGUGGAAUGUGCGCAUCUGGCGGAAUUCAAGAGAUUUCUGGCCACUACGGCGGAAAAGGCAGCGGCAGCCGUGAACGAGGAGGUGGCCAGCCGGAGUUGUGUAACCCGGACGACCAGUGACACGUACAAGGUAUCCAGCGAGGAGCGACAUGCGGAGUUGGUCUCAGCCAUUUGGCAACAACUGGGCUCUCGAGGAUGCCCGGAGCACUUCCGGCUGAAGCUGCUUCACCGUUCCACGCAGCAGCUGGAGCAGGAUCUGUGCUUCGCCAAGGAGUGUGAGGUCACCGUGGAGGGUCCACCGCAGUACGAUCUCCUCAAGCUUCAGAAGUUCGUAGCAAGUGAACUGGAGAAGUUCCUCCUGAAGCUCACUGACAACUCGGAGGUGGAUCGACUUAAGGACUUUGCUGAUGACGCAGAGUCGGGGAACAGCGAGUGCCACCAGGAGAAGGAACCCCUGCACACAUCCGCUGCUGUGAAGAACAAACCCCGGAAGAUGGAGGAUCGCUGUGUUUGCCUGGACAGAUUUGGCGAGAUGUACGGGCUGCCGGAGAAAGGCGCGCGUUUCUUUGGCGUCUUCGAUGGCCAUUCUGGCUCCUUAUCCGCCAGCUAUGUCACCAGUCAACUUCCCCAACUGCUGGCCGAUCAGCUUAAAGUAAACCCAAAUGCCUCUGACACAUCCCCCGACUUUUAUCGCAACGCCUUCGAGUCAGCCUUUCUGCUGGCGGACGAGCGCUUUACUCAGAAGAAGAUCACCAGCGGCACAACCAGUGUAUGUGCCUUGAUCACCAAGAAUCAGCUUUACAUUGCCUGGGUGGGCGAUUCCAAGGCUCUUCUAGUGGGCAAACGAACCCAAUUGCAGCUGGUGAAACCGCACAAGCCAGAGAAUCCAGAUGAGCGCAAGAGAAUAGAAACAGCAGGCGGCACGGUGCUCCAUGCCCAGGGUCAGUGGCGGGUAAAUGGCAUCCUAAACGUUGCCCGCUCCAUUGGCGACUACAGUUUGGAGGCAGUGAUCGCGGAGCCGGAUUUCGUGGAUGUCCAGCUUAACGAGGCUCACGACUUUUUGGUACUCGGCACCGAUGGGCUGUGGGAUCACGUUCCGGAGUCGUUUGUCAUUGAAACCGUUUACGAUUCCCUGGCGGAUCCCACCACGAAGCUGGAUGACAUUCCCAAACUGCUAAUAGAGGCUGCCAAGGAGCGGGACUCGCAGGACAACAUUACAGCGGUGGUGGUCUUGCUCAAACCUCGUAAUCAAAUCAAAAAUCUAUAGAAUUUUGAGUCUGAGGCAUUGAAUAUCCAAGCAGUGAAUAUUGUUUUGUUGUUACCCGCAUUGGGAUGGGUUAAUUUGUACAAAUUUAAAAGCUCUUAAGAGUCGUAGUAGCGAAAAGUAAUCUUGAAACAUCUUCUUUUGCAUGGAACAAUAUAAACAUCAUAUCAAGUUUCAUAUAACCAAAAGAGAAACGUGCCAAAAAUCUUAAAACAAAUCACGAGUGUACUGCUAGUUUGGUAUUGGCAGGAAUAUUGUAGCAAAAAUAUUUAUCGAAAUACAACGAAUGAAUGAUUUUAAGCAAUAUAUAUACCCAAAGAUUACUUUCCGACCCUACAAUUAUUAUUCAACGAAAGUUAACCCAAACCAGCCCGCAUUUUUGUUUCGUUACUGUAUUGUUGUAAUGUAAAUAGCUUGGAGCGAAUCGUAAUGCUCCUCCCUUUAUUGUCACAUUCUCACGUGCCUACCGUGGUCCUGGAAAUGGCUGCUCCCACUCCCGGUCCACUUGUUUGGUUGCUCGAAUAAGCUCAAUCAAAAUAGUUUGUGGUUUGUCCAGCAGUUGAGGAGAUUUUAGGAAGUUAAAAUCAAGUCUUGGCUUAAGGCAACUGUUGUUAACCCGGAUAUAUAUACAAAAGUGCACUCGUACGCACAGAAACAUGUUUAAAUAUAUUUUAGAUUAGCCUGCAAGCGUAUAUUUAUACACACUGAUGUUGUUUUCGGCCGCUUAGUGCUUCCUGCUGUAUGAUAAUAAGCAAAGCCAAGUACACAUAUAUCGUAGUCUAGUUAUAUAUACAUACGUACAUAUUUACACCUGUAAACCAUAUUUAAUGAUCCCACACAGAUUAAGUACCUUUUUAUACAAAUCUAAUGAACCUUUCAUGCAUUUUAUUGAACAACCCAAAUCACAUUUUUAACGAUACACACGUAAAUUGAUUAAGAUUUUUUAUUGGAAUAAUAAAAAUAAUUCGCAGAA
Drosophila gunungcola (fruit fly) is the source of this 2541-nucleotide messenger RNA. Its product is annotated as protein phosphatase 1F. The record is from RefSeq and is a predicted model, not a curated record. Gene Ontology annotation, biological process: protein dephosphorylation; negative regulation of protein kinase activity. The coding region runs from base 276 to 1571 and encodes 431 amino acids. NCBI's taxonomy places the organism in Eukaryota, Metazoa, Arthropoda, Insecta, Diptera, Drosophilidae. The transcript has a single exon. Gene Ontology annotation, molecular function: protein serine/threonine phosphatase activity.